UGCGCGCGCGCGCGGCCGGCGGAACCCGGAAGUGAGGGCGCCUCGCGCGCGCAACCCGCACCCGCGGGCUCCCGGGGUCGGUCGCGAGGAGCCCGACCCCGCGAUGGCGCACGAGCAGGGGCGGGGGCCCUCCCCGCCUCCCUCCCGCCAGCUGCUGGACGCGGUGCUCCAGAACCUCUACGACUUUGGAGAGACAGAAGAUGAAGCGGAACAGAAAAGGAUCCGAAAGAAAAAGGAAAACAAGAAGAGAGAUGCGGGGACCCCCGUGGCCUUGGGGGCCGAGCCCGCUCCCCCACCUGGUGCUCCUGUAAGAGGCCCGAGGAAGAGGGCUUCGAACUUCUUCUCGGAGCUCCGGGAAGAGCUGCGAUGUGCCCCCUCCGUGACCCCCCCGGAGGCCCCCGCAGGGCCACAAGCCCCCCGGGCGGCGGCAUCGCCCUCUCCCCUGAACAGGAGAGAGCCGGUGGAAGUGGUGGAAUUCCACAGCCGGAGUAAGAAAAGGAAACAGAGGCCGGAUCAAGAUGAGAACGCCAAGACCAAAACUAGUAUCCUGGAGAAAGAUGUGAAUGUACAAGAAUUUAACUUAGAAAAGUGCUGCAGCGGAGAGCAGGAAGAGCAGGGAUGCGCGAGUUCUGUGAUGAUAAACGGGCUUCAAGCUCGCGUGAGAAAAAAGACAGGAGCAAGUAAUUCAACUGCUGAGAGCUCGGCUGGAGGUGCACCGGUUUGGGAUCACGGGCUACGGAAAAGGGAAGGAGAGAGUCCUGGAACGGGAGCGUGCGGUCAUGCUGGGCGCACAGCCUCCCAAGAAGAGUUACGUGAAUUACAAGGUUUUGCAGGAGCAGAUCAAAGAGAAAAAGGCAGCCAAGGAAGAGGAAAAGAGAAUGGCCCAGGACACAGACAUUUUCAAGAAAAAGAAGAGGAAAGGGCAGGAGGACAGGAAAUCCAAGAAGAAGAAAGCAGCUCCCAGCAUUUUGUCAAGUGGACGGAUUGGCCAGGUUGGAAAAUUCAAAAAUGGGACAUUGAUCCUGAGCCACGUCGACAUCAGGAAGAUAAACUCGUCCCGCGUGGCUAAGUGAGCUGCUGCCGAGCCAGCGGGGCGGGAAGCCCUGUACUGAGGCUGGGCCGGCCGGACUCCAGACCGUUACUAUUUCCUGCUUCGUGACUGUUCUUUGAGGGAAAGUCAGAGAGGACCAGGAAGGCUUCUGGGCUCUGUGUCUGCGGGGCCACGUCGGGCCAACCACGCGCCGUGCGCAUGUGAAGUGAACCUGGCAGAAGACGUUUAAUUUUCCCAGCGCGUCACUCGAGUGUCACUGUCACUGGUGUUUUGUGCAUUUACUCGUAAGAAGAUUUCUCAGGAAUGUACUGAUUUGUAAGGGCUAAUAAUUAGCUUUCAGUCGCCAUUUAAUUUUCUAAAAAUGACUCGAUGUCACUGUAUCGUGAAAGCUAACAAUGUGGUCAUUUGUCAAGUUAUUUUGUGGGAAAAGCAGCUUCCAUGUUCAGGCUCAAGUGUAUAAAGUCUACUUCACAGGAAGGGACGUAAAUAAAAUUCACCCUUUGGGGCGUGUGUGGCCGUGACUGA
Molecule: messenger RNA, 1576 nt
Organism: Myotis daubentonii (Daubenton's bat)
Lineage: Eukaryota; Metazoa; Chordata; Mammalia; Chiroptera; Vespertilionidae
Gene: FSAF1
Product: 40S small subunit processome assembly factor 1
Source: RefSeq, a predicted model, not a curated record